GGGGAUAUAAGCAAAACCAUCUCUGCUUGUACCUUUAGUGUUCUUAUAAAUAAUGGUCACUUUGUUGCAAAUCCAGUCUUUAACAGUUCAAGCACACCUGGAUAACCCAACAAAAUAUCACUUGCAGCAAUCGCAAAGACAGCAAGUAAAGCAAUACUUAACUAUUGGGAAUACAUUUUCAGCACCGGCACUGUCCUAUUCACAUGCUCAACCUGCAGGAGUAACUCCCCCACUACAGAAUGGACAUAUGUCUCCUGUGGCAGAAAGCUGUACACCAAAUGGCACCAUAUCUAAUAUACUGAAUUUAGGGAACAACCAUGAAAAUGAGAUGGAAGACGUUAUUGAUGACAUAAUUGGUUUGGAAACAAGUUUCAAUGAUGAUGGCCUGAACUGUACAGAACCUACACUGCUAAUGCCAAAUAAUCUUCCAUUAUCUAGCAGGAUUUUGGAUGUCUAUAAUUCUGACCAUAGCAGUUCCAAUUCCACCAUGGGGCUGUCCAACACAUCUGGUGUAAAGAGGGAAGUUACAGAUACAGAUACAAGAGCAUUGGCCAAAGAAAGGCAGAAGAAGGACAACCAUAAUCUUAUUGAACGGAGGAGACGUUAUAAUAUUAACUACAGGAUUAAAGAACUUGGAACACUGAUCCCAAAGUCAAAUGACCCUGAUAUGCGCUGGAACAAAGGAACUAUUUUAAAAGCUUCAGUUGAAUACAUCAAGUGGCUACAAAAAGAACAACAAAGAGGUAGAGAAUUAGAACACAGACAGAAAAAAUUAGAACAAGCCAACAGAAGAUUGCUGCUGCGUAUUCAGGAACUUGAGAUGCAAGCCAGAGCUCAUGGUUUGCCAAUGCCGGCAAUGUGCACAGUAGAAUUAGCUUCACAAGUCAUCAAGCAGCAAACAUAUGGAGAGAACAUGUCCGAAGAUUAUGUUCAUCCACUUCCCAUGUCUAUUGGACAAUCAAGUGACUUAUGCGAUGGGUCAACAGGAUAUUCAGAUCCACUCUCACACUUUACAGAUCUAUCCUUCAGUGCUGCCUUAAAGGAACAGAUGUUAGAAGAAUUGUCUCCAUAUGGAACUGACCCCUUUCUGUCUGCAACAUCGCCUGACCUUUCCAAAGAAAGCAGCAGGAGAAGCAGUUUCAGCUCUGACGAUGGAGAUGAAUUAUAAACUCAAAGGACAGAUCCCAAAGACAAUCAGUAACACACAACCUGUUACCAGGACUUUUCUUAUGUUUUAAACCUUACAAAGAGCCAAAAAGGAAAAAUAAAUUUUCAGUACAGGGAAAAAAUACAGAAUGAACUCCAUUCUCUAAAACAUGAAUGUCAAAGUGACAUAUUUGUAUAUUAUAUUUUACACCAAUUAAAUUACAUGGGCCUAAGUGAUUUUCCACUAUCACAGCUCCAAUUAGUAAAUACGGCUCAACAUGUUUACCUUGGGGCUAAUAAUCACCUGGAGACUGGAUGGAAAAGCCUUAAUAAUUUUGUGCACAUAUAUUACAAUAUAACAUUUCUCACUUGUCAUUAAGUUGCCAUUUUGCUCCUUUAGUAAAUGGAUCAUCCUGUUAGCAAAUGUAAUUAAGAGAAUUUGAAGGCCAUAGCAACAGAUAUUUACUGCAAAAAGUACUAUUCUUACACUCCAGUCUAAUGAAAAUGUUGUGGCCUUUAAAAUGGGAAGAACUUAUUUCCAUUUUUCUAAUUUCAUAGUUGACUCGGAUGUUCAGGAGGAAAUUGCUGUUCUAUAUUUCUGCUGCACCCUUCUCCAGAAGAAUUUUAACUGUUUUGAACAAUCGGCUUUCACUGUCUCAUUAAUACAUUGAUAAUUGAGUUUAUGCUCCACGCAUACGGUCCUCUGGAAAGCACUGUGUUGUCAUGUGUCAUACUGUGAUACUGGAUAAUAAGCAAUGAGCCUAAUAGAUGGACCCCGGUGCAGACAAAAAUAACAACUGGCAUUUCUCUAGCACACAUUUUGACCUUAAACUUCUCUUCUUUUUUUUGGCUGCACUAGUUUUAAUUCAUUAAACCCAAUAAGCGUAUUUGUGAACAGUACAACAUUAUUAAAGUUUUGUCUACAGUGUGCCAUGAACCUUAACUCAAUGGAGUUCAGCUACUAGGCUAUGCUAGGAAACCUGGUAUAAGCCUUUUAGAAAAUAAUUCUCACAGUUUGCUACUUGCAAGCCAUGCCAUGUUUUCUCCGACUGUUACAGAAAAAACUCUAAAUUUGAAUGCAAUUACGGCAUAAAACUUUUGUAACUACACUACUAUGUCUUGAUGUGGUUUAUAAGAAGCCACCAGUUGCUAUAUAGCUGGACUCCACUAUACAAUCUGAUUUUAUAGAACUAGCACUUUUUUGAUAGGAGUCAAAUAGUAUCCAUAUAAGUAUACGCUGCAUGACAUUUGUAUUGUCAGAUAGGACCCCUGCUUAAAUAAAACAGUUUUUCAUAUUUUUUCAUGGAUAAAAGCCAUCUGGACCACACAUUGCCUCUAAAUUACUAUAGUCUUUGUAAACAGUAUUUAAACACUAGCUCAUAUAGCUACGCUACAUGCAACUUGGCUGUGAUGUCCUAUUAGUCUCUAAUGUGUUCACCUUACCUUUCCUUGAAUUUAGUCAAAUAUUCAGAUUCUUUAUGAUCCAAAUUAAACACAAUAUUGCAACAUGCUAACAAAACCUCAACAGACUGCAGUUCACAU
This is a messenger RNA of Hyla sarda, 2688 nucleotides long. RefSeq names its product transcription factor EC (gene TFEC). NCBI's taxonomy places the organism in Eukaryota, Metazoa, Chordata, Amphibia, Anura, Hylidae. The transcript is spliced from 8 exons. Gene Ontology annotation, cellular component: nucleus. Bases 53 to 1168 code for a protein of 371 amino acids. Gene Ontology annotation, biological process: regulation of transcription by RNA polymerase II. The record is from RefSeq and is a predicted model, not a curated record. Gene Ontology annotation, molecular function: RNA polymerase II cis-regulatory region sequence-specific DNA binding; protein dimerization activity; DNA-binding transcription factor activity, RNA polymerase II-specific.